GUAGAAGGGAUGAAGAUUGUUCUCAUUCAACACAAUCAUUUCAACACGAUGACAUCUGCAGAGUUUAUCUUCUAUCUGACAUGUUUGUCUUUGGGGAAAAUGGUUCAGACGACCGACCUGGAUUCCUCCUCAUCUGUUCAUCAAGGGAAUAGUUUUCUAUCAGUUCAAACUGGGCGAAACUUGACGUUGACAUGUUUUUAUGAAGCCGGUACAGCAGCCAAGCUUUACUGGUUUAAAAACACUCUGGGACAGAAACCGAGGCUCAUCUCGUCCUCCUACAGGUACACAAUACCUACAUUUUAUGCUGAAUUCAAGAAUCCACGUUUCACAGUGGAUACUGAAAAUGAUCGGAAUCACUUGACGAUAAAAGAUCUGCAAAUUAAUGACUCAGCUACUUACAAUUGUAUAAGCGGUAAUGCAUACAAAAUGUAUUUUUUAGCUACAACUACUGUCAGUGUACAGGGUUCUAGUUCAAACAUCCCAGCUUUGCUCCAUCAGUCACCAUCAGAGACCAUCCAGCCAGGAGGCUCUGUGACUCUGAACUGUACAGUACAAACUGGGACCUGUGAUGGACAACACAGUGUUUACUGGUUCAAAGACUCUGAAGAAUCUCAUCCAGCACUCAUUUACACUGAUAGAGGCAGCACUGAUCAGUGUGAGAGGAAACCCAACACACAAACACACACCUGUGACUACAACCUGCCGAUGGAGAGCCUGAAUCUGUCUCAUGCUGGAACCUACUACUGUGCUGUUGCCUCGUGUGGACACAUUCUGUUUGGAGACGGGACCAAGCUGGACUUUGAGGAUGAGGUGGACUCUCCUUUCUUCGUCUAUUUUUCAAGUGGCGCUUUGGUAUUCAGCAACAUCCUAGUUGUUUUACUGGCUCUUUCAGUGUGCAUGAUGAACAAGACAGACAGCUUCCAAAGCACAGAAUUUCAAGAUAUUUCAACAUAUCCUGCACCCUCCACGGCAAAUGCAAAGGUUUACCAAAACAAAGAAAUCCUGUAUUACGCGGCUUUAAGUGUCCACCUGCACAACGGAUCAAGAAGACAGACGGAUCAGACCUGGAGUGAAUGUGUUUACUACAGCGUGAAGCAGUAGAACUCGACAUAUGACAAGGUUUUCUCUUUUGAAAUGUAAUGAAGAUUUUGAUACAAGUUGAAUAUAACUAAGAUUCUAUAUCUUCUAUGUGCUCUGCAGACAGUCAAAUCUGUCUAUUUCUUCCAUAAUGUGCAUAUAUAUGAUACGUAUGUCUUCUCUGAGGAGUCAGAAGCAGUUAUCUUCAAAUUAUCUAUAACUUGUAUCAUUAAAUGCUUUCCAUAUUUUAACCAUUAUAUUUAAACGCUCAGAUCCAACAGCAUCCAGGUCAUCUGAUAUGUUUUGUAUUCAACUUCGUUGUUUUCUAUAACCAAAUCAAAUGUUUUUUGUAUGUGAAAUUGAUGUCAUCAAUGAUAAUAAAUAAAUUGAAUCACAAUUUGCA
Gasterosteus aculeatus aculeatus (three-spined stickleback) is the source of this 1480-nucleotide messenger RNA. RefSeq lists its product as uncharacterized. Gene Ontology annotation, biological process: response to bacterium. Lineage: Eukaryota; Metazoa; Chordata; Actinopteri; Perciformes; Gasterosteidae. The record is from RefSeq and is a predicted model, not a curated record.